AUGGGGGACAUCAGGCUGCAGGCGGAGGCCAUGAGUUGCCUGAAAGAAAUUAAAACGCGCGAGCAAGCCAAGUCCUACCGCCCAGCGUGCCAGCGCGCGAGUCCCGCUGAGAGUUUCAAGGGGCAAAAGAGAAGGCAAGGAAAAAACAGAAGCCCGGAACCAUUCGCGAAACGACCUUCCGAAAUUUCCACCUGCCUGCGCAGGCGUUCGUGUUUGCAAACGAACGUAGAGAUCUCGUGCCUGCGGAGCACGGCAUUGACGCGGCCGGGUGGCAUCCCUACCAUCAAGCUGGCAUCCCUGUCCUUCCCGUACUGUUCCCCAGUGACACAGCGCCAAGGUCCUUUCGUGAAUGCUGACAAUCUGCGUUCAUCCCGCCAGCAGUCCUUUCCAGAGAGCUCUGCCAAAAUGAAUGAGCGGAUCAGCGAACUGAAGAGGUCCCUGUACGCCUUAUUCUCACAGUUUGGUCAUGUGGUCGACAUUGUGGCGUUAAAGACUAUGAAGAUGAGAGGACAGGCUUUUGUUAUAUUUAAAGAACUUGGAUCGUCUACCAAUGCUUUGAGACAACUACAAGGAUUUCCGUUUUAUGGGAAACCAAUGCGUAUUCAGUAUGCAAAAACAGACUCUGAUAUCAUCUCUAAAAUGCGUGGUACUUUUGCUGAUAAGGAAAAAAGGAAGGAAAAGAAGAAGGCCAAAUCUCUGGAGCAGUCAGCAAAUGCAGCAAAUAAAAAGGUUAUCCAGGGAGCAACACAAAAUUCAGCCAAUGCCCCAGGGACUGCAGCACAGAAUCAGCAGGUGCCUGAUAACCCACCAAACUAUAUCCUCUUCCUUAAUAACUUGCCUGAGGAAACAAAUGAGAUGAUGCUGUCCAUGUUAUUCAAUCAGUUUCCUGGAUUCAAAGAAGUUCGCUUAGUGCCUGGGCGCCAUGACAUUGCAUUUGUGGAGUUUGAAAAUGAGAAUCAAGCAGGAGCUGCUCGAGAUGCUCUCCAAGGAUUCAAGAUCACUCCGUCUCAUGCCAUGAAAAUCACUUACGCGAAGAAAUAACCAGAUGUUCCUAUAAAGGACUUCUGCAGAUGUUUUCUUAAAUACGAUGAUAACUUUGAUCAGCUAGCAUUUUGCUGUUCUCUGCGGAAAACUUAAGACUUGUGUAAAAUUGCCACAACAGACAGACGUAGGAUUUGUGUGGAUCUACUGGAUAGUAAAUUUUUGUGUUGAAAUACUAAUUUUUAUAAAAUAAAUUCGGUUUGUGUUGUUUUC
Molecule: messenger RNA, 1254 nt
Organism: Charadrius vociferus (killdeer)
Lineage: Eukaryota; Metazoa; Chordata; Aves; Charadriiformes; Charadriidae
Gene: SNRPB2
Product: small nuclear ribonucleoprotein polypeptide B
Exons: 8
Coding region: 1-1041 (346 amino acids)
Biological process (GO): mRNA splicing, via spliceosome
Cellular component (GO): U1 snRNP
Molecular function (GO): U1 snRNA binding
Source: RefSeq, a predicted model, not a curated record